AACUCCCAUCAUGCACUUUACCCGGCAGUACAUCCGCAAUGAAACCGUCGAAUGAACAGUGUGCUUUGGCGAUGGACGGUGAAACUGUGAAGGCGAUAUUGUUUGACUUGGACAACACACUCAUUGAAACAAGUCGGGCAGGUGCAGUGGCGAUACUAAAGACCAGUGAACUUUUGAAGGCCACACUGGCCCUUGAUGACAACACCACCUCCAGCAUUUGUGACAAGUUCAAGCAGAAGCUUUUCCAGGAGAGCUUUGACCCCUCAGCUGGCAGAUCCAUUGAUGAGGUCCGUGUGAGUCACUGGGAGGAGAGCAUCCAGGAGGCUGUUGGCAGCAGUUCCACACCAUCAUUGGCAGCACAGUGCUACUACCUGUGGAAAAAGAGUCGCCUGGAGGUUCUCAGUCUAUCCCCGGAAAUAUGCAACCUCCUGAAACAACUGCGCAGCAGAUAUAAGCUGCUGCUGCUGACCAAUGGGGAAGCUCAGACUCAGAGAGAGAAAGUGGAGGCAGUCAGAUGUGAGGAGUUUUUCGAUGCCAUCGUGAUCGGGGGAGAACAUGCAGAGCAGAAACCAUUCCUCUCCAUCUUCACAUUGUGUUUCAACAUGCUGGAGUUGAAGGCCCAGGACUGUGUGAUGGUGGGAGACUCUCUGGACACAGACAUUCAGGGGGGCUUUAAUGCCAGAGUGCGGGCUACAGUCUGGAUCAGCAGUGCAGCAGGUGCUGCUGAUCCAGAUGGUUCAGUGAAACCAGACUACACUGUCCCGACUGUGCUGGAACUGCCACAUAUUCUGCAACAACUCAAAUAAAGACACCUGCUGAUUGAAACAAGUGAACGAGCAGGACGGUCACUUCAAGUGGGAAUUUAAAUUACAGAAUAUUAAAAGAUGAAUGUAAAUCGAUUUUUUAACAGGGGGUGGGUGCUUUUACUUUUACGCAUUCCUCUCAGGAUUUUACACAUUAUCAUGCUAUGACUACAUGGUGGUUGGCACGUGCAAGUACAUGUACUUGAGUACAUUUGAGAUGCAUGUACUUUAUUUUUUCUCCACUACAUUUAACAGCUAUAGUUACUGUUGUGUUCGGAUCAGGUGCGUCUGUAUUUAUGAUUCCAGAUACUUAAAAGAAAAGAUUGAUAUGUUAAUUCACAUGAUAUAUAAUGUUGGCAGAUGUGGAUUUGGUUUCCCUUUCACUGUCUAUUGUAGUUCUUGUUGUACACCAGUUUGCCAAAAUGCAAAAUAAACUAAAUUAAAGAUGAA
This is a messenger RNA of Cottoperca gobio, 1253 nucleotides long. RefSeq names its product N-acetylneuraminic acid phosphatase (gene nanp). NCBI's taxonomy places the organism in Eukaryota, Metazoa, Chordata, Actinopteri, Perciformes, Bovichtidae. The record is from RefSeq and is a predicted model, not a curated record. The coding region runs from base 39 to 806 and encodes 255 amino acids. Gene Ontology annotation, molecular function: N-acylneuraminate-9-phosphatase activity. Gene Ontology annotation, biological process: N-acetylneuraminate biosynthetic process; dephosphorylation. The transcript is spliced from 2 exons.